UUGCAGGCAGCCAAGCUAAAGGACCAGGGAAAUACUCAUCUCCAAGCGGGUGAUUUGGCGAAAGCUGUGGAGUGUUACACAGAGGCGAUCUCUCUCGACCCCUCAAAUCAUGUAUUCUACAGCAACCGAUCUGCAGCCUAUGCUAAGGACAAGAAAUAUGAGCAAGCAUUAGCUGACGCCAAGAAAUGUGUUGAGCUAAAACCAGAUUGGGGCAAGGUGAGAGAAUUGUUCAGUUUUCAUGGCGAUCAAGAGUCCAUGUCAAAUUGAUUUAUCAGCAUUGCGUUAAGAAGGGUAUUUAAAAUCAACCAUGACUUUUUGCGAAAAGAAGCGAAGGUGUGUGACUUCAUUUGCUUUUCGAAUACUGCUUGUGGAUGAAUGUUAUCAUAGCUUAUUGCAUUGUAAAUAACUCGUGGGUACAUACAUGUACAGUGUUUGUACUGCACAUGUACAUGAAUUUGCAAGUUCUAGAAAAUAAAUGUUAUAAAAUAAGUAUACUUUAAACACAGCAUCAGAGAGCAAUUAAGGGGAUUUUCUAUUUACUUAUUGAAGUUAUUACUAUUAUAAUUUUAUUAUUCUGAGUGAAGCAAGGGGCCUCCUUCCUCGCCUUGCGAGGUUUAUAAUCUUGUUGCGUGUGAAGCGCAUGUACCACGCGUGGUGUUAGCAACCUGCAAAGUCAGCUGGCCCACCUAUAUUUCUAUGUGUAUAUUGCGAUAGUGUCCGCCCUGACGUCAUCUAGGGUGUGACGUCACGGAGCAUUUUGUGUUUCCAGGGAACACCGAAGAGUGUCUUGCUCUGGUCAAAUUUUUACCGGUUUGGUUUUUUUAGUGCUGUUUUAGGAGUUGGUAAGUGCUUUUUGCAAUGCAUUUCAAAUGUUAAAGUACUUUUAAGAGCAAAGGGAAGUGAUUUUGGAUAAUUAGACUUAACAUAUGAGUGAAAAUUGAGGUCACAAAACACGUUUUGCUCGCAGACAAGGUUAUACCAUAUCGGCUUAGUUGGGCAUCUGUUAUUUAAAUGCCUUGAAAUGUGUUUUCGAGUUCAAUAGGGCUCGAUCAACUUUAUACAGGGUGUGCUGGCGGAAGUUCUAGGGGAAGGGCUUUUAAUAAAAUAUUAUCGAUUCCUUCCCAGUGUGUUCCACAUGGCGUAGUGGUAAUGAAAUAGCCUGGCGCAUAGGAGGUCCAGAGUUUGAUUCCGGGCAGAACCUGGUUUUUUGUUCUUUUCUUUUUUUUGUUUUCCUUUUGGUUUAGUUUUUUUUUUAGUUAUUUGUAGUUUUGUUUCGUUUCUUUACAGCUGCAUAUAGCUUAAGUUUUUUUAAAACUUAUAAAUUUUCUUCCCUAUUGCCUUAUUUCCCUUUCAACUUCUUGCUGUACCCCCAAAGUCCUUCACUAGGUCAUGCGAUUCACAUAUUUCUAGUUUAAAAGUAGUAAGAAAACUUAAAACCAUUACUAAGCUAGCACCUUGCAAGUGAUUUAUCCCUUAAAAGUCUAUACAAUUCCUUUAAUUUAGUAUGGCCACUGAAUCGGUGAAAGGGUUUAUUAACUCUGCUACAGUCUCACUUGUAACCAAAAUGACUUGUUUAUGGAACUAUAAGAUCUGAUAAUUUUCUUCUUCUUUUUUGCCAUAUAUUGACAUAAAAUUUCCUUAAACUGAUUUUUCUUGUUUCAACAUUUUUGGGUGAUCUUCCUUCCUAAUACCUAAUUCCUAAUAUGCACUGCAGUAGUUUUUUUUGCCCUCAAGAGAAAAGAAUAUGGAUCCAACAGUACCAUACUUACUCAUGCCCUUCCAUACUUUUCUUUAAUUUUUUUACUAAAAGGGUUAUUCAAGGCUGGGUGCUGCAUUGUCAUUCCUUGGGCGCCAUGAUGAAGCAGAAAAAGCUUACACUAAAGGUCUUCAGUUGGAUCCAAAUAAUGCCCAGUUAAAAAGUGGCUUAGAAGACGCAAAAGCACAAGCUGCACGUAAGUAG
Messenger RNA from Porites evermanni, 1960 nucleotides. NCBI's taxonomy places the organism in Eukaryota, Metazoa, Cnidaria, Anthozoa, Scleractinia, Poritidae. The record is from the annotation of a GenBank genome assembly.